AGCAGUCGGCCGCGAAUAGCGCGCCACGUCGCAGCAAGUGCGCCCGCCUGCCCGCCGAAUACCACGCCGCGGAGGACUCUGCGGCCUGCACCGUAAUGUGACGUCACAGCGCAGCGUGAAGCGGCGUCGGCAUGUGGACGGCGCUGCUGCUGGCGGCAGCGAUGGCGGCGGCGGGCGCGGCCUGCUGGUUCCUGCGGCGCAGCGCGUCCCACUGGGCGCGGCGCGGGCUGCCCUACCUGCGGCCGCACCUGCUGCUCGGCAACGCGGCCGGCUUCGCGCUCAACCGGCAGACCUGCGGCCAGGUGUUCGGCGAGCUGUACGCGCGCCUGCGCGGCCACCCGCUGGCCGGCAUCUUCCUGCUGUGGCAGCCCGCGCUGCUGGUGCGCGACCCCGCCAUCGCGGGCCGCGUGCUCGUCCGAGACUUCGAGUGCUUCCGCGACCGCGGACACCGCGCCUCCGACCCCAUGCUGCAGGACCUCUUCUUCCUCAGGGGCGACCGCCGCUGGAGGACCCUCAGGGACAGCCUCGAGCCGGGGUUCGGACCGAAAGGCGCCAGGCACGUGUUCUUCCUGCUGGACGAGAUGGCACAACGUCUUUUGAAGGUGCUGGAGGCUCCAGCAGAGCGGCUCCUGGAGCUGGACGUCUACGACCAGAUGCACCGUUUCGUCAUCGACACGGUGGGGACGUGCGCUUUCGGCGUGGAGUUCGAGUCCAUGCUGAACUACGACUGCUUCGUCGUGAGGAAGACGAGGCGAAUGGCCAGCGGCUCGCUCCUCAGAAGGCUCAGAAAGACGCUGGUUCUGGCGGUACCCGACGCGGCCAGGGCGAUGGGCGUCCGCUUCCUGCGCUCCGGCGACGCCGACGUCUUCCGCUGGCUGACGGCAGAGAUCGUGGCGCACCGCCGCCGCCACAACGUACGGCGCAACGACCUCAUGCAGCUGCUGAUGGCGCUCGCCGCCAAGGAGGACGCCGGGGACUCCCCACAGUCUGACUUCGGCGGCGACAUGCUGGCGUCACAGGUGAUGAUGCUGCUGAUGCUGGGCCGACACAAGGUGGCCACCACGCUCGCCUUCUGCCUGCACCAGCUGGCCGUCCACCACGAGGUGCAGACGCGGGCUCGGCUCCAGGUGGACACCGCGCUGCGCAGGCACGGGAAGGAGCUGAGCCUGGAGGCGCUCGCAGACAUGCCCUACCUCGACAUGGUGCUCUCAGAGACGCUGCGGCUGCACCCGCCCAUGUCCAACCUGUCGCGCAGCUGCACGGCGCCCUACACCUUCCCCGGCACGACGCGGCUGGGGGACGGCGCGCUGCACCUGCGGCCGGCCGAGGCGCCGCUGCACAUCCCCAUCUGCGCCCUCCACCGCGACCCCGGCUUCUUCCCGCAGCCCGAGCGCUUCGACCCCGAGCGCUUCGGGCCGGACCAGCUGGCGCGCCAGACGCCCUUCUCCUACCUGCCGUUCGGCGCGGGGCAGCGCUCGUGCCUCGGAGAGCGGCUGGCCCUCCUGCUGAUGAAGACGACCUUAGCGCGGCUGCUAUCCCGCUACGAGCUGUUCCAAAGCCCGAGAACAGAGUACCCUGCGCCCAUAGACCCGCGUCUGCUGUUGCUGCACCCCAAAGGUGGACUCUGGGUCAGGAUCUCCAACAGGCACUGGCUACCAUGUGUGGGAACCAACAUGCAGCUCCUGCUUGUACCCCUCAUCGAGGAGCUGAUGUCCCAGCUGCAGGGCCAACUACUCAGCGCCCACAGACAGAUGUCUGCUGGUGCUGCACCACAGAGGUGGCCUGCAGAUCAAAACCUCCAACUGGCUGACCUGAGACUAAGUGGGCCAGAAGCUUACCUGGUGUUCCCACUCCCGGAGACAGGCAUGCCGGCCGCGUACUGGCCACUGUGUGACGUCAGCUGGGUGACGGUCGCGCUGCUCGGCCUGGCCCUCGCGCUGCUGGUGGCCGACGCGCACGUGGGCCGCGGCUACUGGCGCCGGAUGGGCGUGGCGCAGGCCACCUCCCGGCUCUUCCUGGGGCACGCCAAGGACCUGCUGCUGGGCACCACGCACCUCUGCGGCGUCAUGGACGAGGUGUACCGCCAGCUGGAAGGGCAGCCCUACGGGGGCUUCUACAUGGUGGGCAGGCCGUGCCUCAUGCUGCGAGACCCCGACCUCGUCUGGAAAGUGAAGCACGACUCCAGCCACUACUCCCUCAGGGGCGCCCGUAUAAAAGGCAAUGCUAUGGAUCCCAUUUCGAGGAACCUGUUGAAUGUUGAUGACCGCCACUGGCGCGAGAUCAUGGGACAUCUAACGAAGGCCUUCGUAACGGAGAAGACGCGGAAGGUGUCCUUCCUACUGGAAGAGUGCGGCCUACGCAUGCAGAACGCGCUGUCGCAGCGGAUAGAAGAUGUCGGCUGGAGAGACUUGGACCUCAUGUGCGUCUGCUCGCGGUUCGCCACCGAUGCCAUAGGCUGCUGCGCCUUCGGCAUCGAAUGCGGCGCCAUCGAUGACCCGCGCUCAAAGUUCCUCCUGCUAUCACACGAGGCUGUGUUUAUCAACCGGUGGCAAAAUUUCGCAGACGUCAUGUCGCUAUGGCAGCCGCACAUUGUCAGCGUUCUGCGCCCAGACAUAUUGUCACGUGAUACGUACGAGUUCUUCAGGGAUGUCGCUUUGGACAUUCUUCGCUACAGGCGAGACAACAAACUGUGCCGAGACGAUAUGAUGAAUGAGCUGCUGAAAGUGAGGCUAAAUGGUCUCAAGUCUGUUCAAAAUAUCAACACAGAGUUCUCGGACGACUCCCUGGUGGCGUACGUGUUCGCCACGUUCGGCUUCUCACUGGAGAUGCUGGCCAGCACGCUGAGCUUCUGCCUGUACGAGCUGUCGCUGGACACCGAGGUGCAGACGCGGGCCCGCCAGCAGGUGGACGCGGCGCUGAGAGCACGCGGCGGCAGGCUCAGCUACGAGGCCGUCCAGGAGAUGACCUACCUCGACAUGGUGCUCAGCGAGACGCUGCGGCUGUACCCGGUGAUGGCCGGCGCGUACCUGGAGGAGUGCACGCAGACGCACCGCCUCAGCGGCCCUGGAGGCUCCAGCGUCGUGGUGGAGGCGGGCACCCACGUCGUUGCGCCGCUCUUCUCGCUCCAGAGGGACCCGCGACACUUCCCGGAGCCUCUGCGGUUCAUCCCGGAGCGCUGGAGCCCGGAGAACAGCGCGGGGCGACACCCGGGCGUCUACAUGCCCUACGGAGCCGGCCAGCGUCGCUGCGUGGCUGAAAUCUUCUCGAAGACGACGAUGAAGUUCGGCCUGGCGUCGCUGCUCGCCCACUUCGAGCUGAGCCGGUGUUCUCGGACCCCGGAGCGCCCGGCGAGAGCUCACCCGCUGGCGCGCCUGCUGGUUCCAGCCGAACCGCUGCGCGUCCGAGUGUCGCGCCGCUCCUGGUUCGCCUACGACGAGUGAGUGCUGACCCGCCUGCUGACGUGUCUCCAGCAUCUCCGUGCCCCACUCCUCUCCGGCACACGCACGCAGCACACCUGGAACUGACCCGUGGGAUCCCAGGUGCUGACUCACCUACUAACACCUGCAGUACCUGUGAGCACCCCGUUUCACGGCGCGCGGAGCACUCCUGUCGCUGACCUGUGAGGCCACAACUGCUGACUUGGCU
Molecule: messenger RNA, 3645 nt
Organism: Schistocerca serialis cubense
Lineage: Eukaryota; Metazoa; Arthropoda; Insecta; Orthoptera; Acrididae
Exons: 14
Coding region: 132-3440 (1102 amino acids)
Molecular function (GO): monooxygenase activity; heme binding; iron ion binding
Source: RefSeq, a predicted model, not a curated record